GGGAUCCAGCCCCGCCCCCUCGGGUGCCGCCCCCCCACGUGGCCUGGGGCGGGCGGCGCGGGCACCUCCCCUUCCUCCCCGCCCUGCCCCAGUGCGCGGGCCUGGACCGCACUAAGCGAGCGCCCCGGACCAGCGCCGGCGGGGCUGCCCACCGUUUGGCAAGAUGUCGGUGAAGGAGGGUGCGCAGCGCAAGUGGGCGGCGCUGAAGGAGAAGCUGGGGCCGCAGGACUCGGACCCCACAGAGGCCAACCUGGAGAGCGCUGAGCCCGAGCUGUGCAUCCGGUUGCUGCAGAUGCCCUCCGUGGUCAACUACUCAGGGCUGCGCAAGCGGCUAGAGAGCAGCGACGGUGGCUGGAUGGUACAGUUCCUGGAGCAGAGCGGCCUGGACCUGCUGCUUGAGGCGCUGGCAAGGCUGUCUGGCCGCGGGGUGUCCCGCAUCGCCGAUGCCCUGCUUCAGCUCACCUGCGUCAGCUGCGUACGCGCAGUCCUGAACUCACAGCCGGGCAUCGGGUACAUCCUCAGCAACCAGGGCUAUGUGCGCCAGCUCUCCCUGGCCCUGGACACGUCCAACGUGAUGGUUAAGAAGCAGGUGUUUGAGCUUCUGGCCGCCCUGUGCAUCUACUCACCUGAGGGCCACGCGCUAACAUUGGAUGCUCUGGACCACUACAAGAUGGUGUGCAGCCAGCAGUACCGCUUCAGUGUCAUCAUGAACGAGCUGUCAGACAGCGACAACGUGCCCUAUGUUGUCACCCUGCUUAGCGUCAUCAACGCCAUCAUCCUGGGCCCCGAGGACCUCCGCACCCGCACCCAGCUGCGGUGCGAAUUCAUUGGGCUGCAACUGCUGGACAUUCUGACCCGGCUGAGAGACCUGGAGGACGCCGACCUGCUAAUCCAGCUGGAGGCCUUUGAGGAGGCCAAGGCAGAGGAUGAGGAGGAGCUACUGCAUGUGUGUGAUGGCAUCAACAUGAACAACCACCAGGAGGUCUUCGCCUCGCUCUUCCACAAGGUGAGCAGCUCCCCAGCAUCGGCCCAGUUGUUGUCUGUGCUGCAGGGCCUCCUGCACCUGGAGCCCUCUGGCCACUCUGGCCAGCUGCUCUGGGAGGCCCUGGAGAGCCUGGUGAACCGGGCUGUGCUCCUGGCCAGCGACGCCCAGGAAUGCACCCUGGAGGAGGUGGUGGAACGGCUGCUGGCUGGCAAAGUUCGGCCCCGUCCAAGCCUCCUGGACCAGGCUCACAAGAGUGUCCAGGCUGAUCUUGGCCAGAAUCAGAGCGACACACUCGCCCAAAACACUACUGCCUCUGGGACUGGCAUAGAUGCCCAGCAACCAGCAGUGGCUUCUGUCUGCCAGCAGGUGGCCAGCACCCAGAGCUCCAGCUCAACAGCUGUGCAGCCCACAGUGCCCCCACAGAGGGCACCCAGCCCUCCUCCACCUGCACCCUCUCUCCCAGACCCCACCACUCGGUCUCCCUUACACCACCUUCCAGGCCUGGGGUCUACAUCUCCCCCAGCCCCUCCUCCUCCCCCACCCCCUCCCCUGCCCAGCCUGGGGGCUACAUGUCUCCCUCCUCCUCCCCCACCCCCUCCCCUGCCCAGCCUGGGAGCUGCAUCUCCCCCAGCACCUCCUCCUCCCCCACCCCCUCCUCUGCCCAGCCUGGGGGCUGCAUCUCCCCCACCCCCUCCUCCUCCCCCAGCCCCUCCCCUGCCCGGCCUAGGAAGCUCAUUUUCCUCAGUACCCCCACCUGCACCCCCUCUGCCAGGCUUUGGCAGUGCCCUACCCCCUCCCCCUCCCCCACCUCCUGGUGUGGGCUGGGGGCCCCCUCCCCCACUGCCAGGCACCUCGGGGCUCCCUAUGGCAGCCGGCGUGGAAGAGAUCAUUGUGGCACAGGUGGACCAUGGGCUGGGUUCCACCUGGGUCCCCAGCCACCGCCGAGUGAACCCCCCAACGCUGCGCAUGAAGAAGCUCAACUGGCAGAAGCUUCCUUCCAAUGUGGCCCGAGAACGCAACUCCAUGUGGGCCACGAUGAGCAGCCCAGGCACCGAGCAGGUGGAGCCUGACUUCUCCAGCAUCGAGCGGCUUUUCUCCUUCCCCACUGCCAAGCCCAAAGAGCCCACGGCUGCCCCGACCAGAAAAGAGCCCAAGGAGGUCACUUUUUUGGAUGCCAAGAAGAGCCUGAACCUCAACAUCUUCCUGAAGCAGUUUAAAUGCUCCAACGAGGAGAUCACUGCCAUGAUCCGGGCUGGGGACACGGCCAAGUUUGAUGUGGAAAUUCUCAAACAGCUCCUGAAGCUUCUUCCAGAGAAGCAUGAGAUCGAGAACCUUCGGACAUUCACAGAGGAGCGAACCAAGCUGGCCAAUGCCGACCAGUUCUACGUCCUCCUGCUGGACAUUCCCUGCUACCAGCUCCGGAUCGAGUGUAUGCAGUUGUGCGAGGGCACGGCCAUCGUGCUGGACAUGGUGCGGCCCAAGGCCCAGCUGGUACUCAACGCCUGCGAGAGCCUGCUCAACAGCCACCGGCUGCCCGUCUUCUGCCAGCUGAUCCUGAAGAUCGGGAACUUCCUCAACUAUGGCAGCCACACAGGGGAUGCUGAUGGCUUCAAGAUCAGCACACUGCUGAAGCUCACAGAGACCAAGUCCCAGCAGAACCGUGUGACACUGCUGCACCACGUGCUAGAGGAAGUGGAAAAGAGCCACCCAGACCUCCUGCAGCUGCCUAAGGACUUGGAUCAGCCAUCCCAAGCUGCAGGGAUCAAUGUCGAGAUUAUCCGCACAGAGGCUGGCACCAACCUAAAGAAGCUGCUGGAUGCAGAGCAGAAGGUGUCUGCCUCCAUUCCCGAGGUGCAGGAGCAGUACAAACAUCGCCUGCAGACCAGUAUCACAGCCUCCCGAGAGCUGGAUGCAGUGUUCAGUGCCAUUGAGCAGAGAAAGCUGGAGCUGGCCGACUACCUGUGCGAAGACCCCCAGCAGCUGUCCCUGGAGGACACGUUCAGCACCAUGAGGACCUUCCGGGACCUCUUCACGUGUUCCCUGAAGGAGAACAAGGACAGAAAGGAGCAGAUGGCGAAGGCAGAGAGGAGGAAGCGGCAGCUGGCAGAGGAAGAGGCACGGAGGCCGCUGGGCAAGGAUGGGAAGCCUGGAAGGAAGGCGCCAGGGAGGCAGGAGGAGGUGUGUGUGAUCGACGCCCUGCUAGCCGACAUCAGGAAGGGCUUCCAGCUGCGCAAGACGGCCCGCGGCCGAGGGGAAGCCGAGGGGAGCAGCAAGGUGGCCUCAAAAGACCCCCUUAGGGUCCCAGAGCCUGCAGCAGCCAGCGACCCUGUGCAGGGCCCCACUGGUGGCACCAGCGACCCUGCCCCGGAGCUGGACCUUCAUGCCGCAGUGGCCAGUGAGCCCCCGGGCUGCGACUUUGUGGACACUGUGAUCCCCAGCCCAGCAUCCCAUGGCAAGGAGAGUGGGCCACCACCCCUGGAGCGGCGCUCCUCCUGGUACGUUGAUGCCAGUGAUUUCCUGGACACCAAGGAUGCCCUGAACACCUGCCCCUCCACAGAGGCCUGGCCGGUGGUCUUGGGAGACUCCCACGCACUGAAACUCCUGGAGUUCUCCAGCAAAGAGCCCCCAGGAUCACAGAGUUCAGGGCCCCAGGACACCGAAGACCCCGAAAAUUCUCAGGGUGUCCACCUGGCCAAGGCAGACAGCACAAGCCAAGGGCCAGAGGACAUAGGCCCUGGUGGGGAUGAAGACAGGGAGGACACAGCCCUGGAAUCUGCACUGGACACAUCCCUGGACAAAUCCUUCUCCGAGGACGCAGUGACGGACUCCUCUGGGUCCGGUACCCUCCCCAGGGGCCUGGCCUCGAAGGGCUCAAGCAAGCGGAGGAAGAGGCGCCCCGCUAGAAGCCAGGAGGAGGUUGCCCCUGAUUCUGAUGAUAAUAAAACAAAAAGGCUGUGUGUAGUCCAGUGAGGCCUCAGGCCCAAGCCCAAAGCCAAGUGAGAGACGCGUGGCCCUGGCACCGCGGCAGCCUGCACAUGCUACUAAGGAGGCUCCUGCGGCGACCAGGCUGGGACUGGGCCCUGAGGAGCUGAACUGCGCACCUUUCCCAGCCCAGGCCUCAGCCUCCUGCUGGUGUUGCAGCCAGAACCCUGUGGAUGCCAGCGCCCAGGCCUGGUGCCCCUGCAGCACCUGUACAUACACAGCUUGUGACCUGCCUUGUACCCCCACACUGCUCCCCAGGUUCCUCACCCUUGGGAGAUGUCACCUCCCUCAUUCUAGCCCUGCCUCUGUCAACUCAGCUGGGGCAGUUUUGCGUGCGUGCAUGUGUGCAUGCAUAUUGGAGACAGACUCUGGAUAAGUUGUCCAAGCUGGCUUCCAACCGGGACCCUCCUGCCUGGUUGGGGUUACAGGCAUGUGCCACCCCACUCAGUCCUCAGCUGGUUUUUGAUUUAAAGACAGUUCUCUUUGAGUCUGUGCUUUGGAGGCAGCUGUGUGUUGGGAUGGUGCAGGGACUCCAGGUCUGGGCUGAGGUAGCCUGGCAGCAGUGCCAUGGGCAGUGUCCACAGCCCCUUAGGGUAACCAGGGGGCUGCCCUGUGGCCCUGCACCUCGACUAGCCACCUCAUCAGCUCCCCAGCAGGACCAGCUGCCCAAGGCCCGGGUGGACCACUGAGGCUGGAAAGGACUCGACCAAUAAAGAGCAAGCCUGGCCCAGCUGACCAUUGUGUUGGGCAGAACUGGAUGGGCUUUGGGGCCGCAGUCCCCACCUUCCGUCUCACAGCGUGGGGAGAGGGAUGGGUGAGUGGAUGGGGUGAAUGAGAACGAUGACAAAGGGCAGGGACUAAGAGACAGAUGUGCAGUGGGCAUCUCAGGCUCCAUGGCAGGAUGGUGAGGCCUGACGCCCACCAGGCAGCAGGGUGGCCCCCAGCACGAGCACCUGUGUCUGUGAGACAGCAAAGGGCAGGGUGGGGGCUCAGCAUCUGCCUGCCGCCCUGAAAUUAAAAAUUGUUAGUGGCA
Molecule: messenger RNA, 5000 nt
Organism: Cavia porcellus (domestic guinea pig)
Lineage: Eukaryota; Metazoa; Chordata; Mammalia; Rodentia; Caviidae
Gene: Inf2
Product: inverted formin 2
Exons: 23
Coding region: 164-3955 (1263 amino acids)
Biological process (GO): actin cytoskeleton organization
Molecular function (GO): actin binding; small GTPase binding
Source: RefSeq, a predicted model, not a curated record